Messenger RNA from Drepanopeziza brunnea f. sp. 'multigermtubi' MB_m1, 324 nucleotides. NCBI's taxonomy places the organism in Eukaryota, Fungi, Ascomycota, Leotiomycetes, Helotiales, Drepanopezizaceae. The record is from RefSeq and is a predicted model, not a curated record.
AUGGUCUACACGCUCACCGUUCACCUGUACGCAAACGAUAAGCCGGAAUCAAUUGAGAGAAUCAAGGCCAAGCUCAUUGAGGCAGCACGAAUCUACAGAAAGGACAAGGAGACGGUCGAUUGGAUUGUGAUGCAGGAUGUCCACGAUCCUCGAGCCUUCACCAUUGUAGAGCGGUUCGAGAACGAGAGCAGCCAAAAAUAUCACCUUGAGAACCCGUACUGGUUGACCUUUGAUCCUUAUGUCGUACCUCUAUUGGACAGGAAGAUGGACCUCCGUAGACAUGAGGAGUUGGAUACCAGUAAGGAUGUGGAAGUGCCUCUAUAG